Jaculus jaculus (lesser Egyptian jerboa) is the source of this 1219-nucleotide messenger RNA. RefSeq names its product autophagy related 3 (gene Atg3). Lineage: Eukaryota; Metazoa; Chordata; Mammalia; Rodentia; Dipodidae. Gene Ontology annotation, biological process: nucleophagy; autophagy of mitochondrion; autophagosome assembly. The record is from RefSeq and is a predicted model, not a curated record. Bases 85 to 1029 code for a protein of 314 amino acids. The transcript has 12 exons. Gene Ontology annotation, cellular component: cytoplasmic ubiquitin ligase complex; cytosol. Gene Ontology annotation, molecular function: Atg8-family ligase activity.
UGACGUCCGCGCCGUCCGGCCUGCCGUCCCGACCCCACCCCGCGUCGGGGUGGGGGGCCGCCCGCCCGAUUCCGCGUCCGCGCCAUGCAGAAUGUCAUCAACACGGUGAAGGGAAAGGCUCUGGAAGUGGCCGAGUACCUGACCCCGGUGCUCAAGGAAUCAAAAUUUAAGGAAACAGGUGUAAUCACCCCAGAAGAGUUUGUGGCAGCUGGAGAUCACUUAGUCCACCACUGUCCAACAUGGCAAUGGGCCACAGGGGAGGAAUUGAAAGUGAAGGCAUACCUACCAACAGGGAAACAAUUUUUGGUGACAAAAAAUGUGCCAUGCUAUAAAAGGUGCAAACAGAUGGAGUAUUCAGAUGAAUUGGAAGCUAUCAUUGAAGAAGAUGAUGGUGACGGGGGAUGGGUAGAUACAUAUCAUAACACAGGUAUUACAGGAAUAACUGAAGCAGUUAAGGAGAUUACACUGGAAAGCAAGGACAGUAUGAAACUUCAAGAUUGCUCAGCAUUGUGUGAAGAGGAUGAAGAGGAAGAUGAGGGAGAAGCUGCAGACAUGGAAGAAUAUGAAGAGAGUGGAUUGUUGGAAACAGAUGAGGCUACCCUUGACACCAGGAAAACAGUAGAGGCUUGUAAAGCUAGAGCUGAUGCUGGAGGUGAAGAUGCUAUUUUACAAACCAGAACUUAUGACCUGUACAUCACUUACGAUAAAUAUUAUCAAACACCACGACUAUGGUUAUUUGGCUACGAUGAGCAACGACAGCCCUUAACAGUUGAGCACAUGUAUGAAGACAUCAGUCAAGAUCAUGUGAAGAAAACAGUAACCAUUGAAAAUCACCCUCAUCUCCCACCACCUCCUAUGUGCUCAGUUCACCCAUGCAGGCAUGCUGAAGUGAUGAAGAAAAUUAUUGAGACUGUUGCAGAAGGAGGGGGAGAGCUUGGUGUUCAUAUGUAUCUUCUAAUUUUUUUGAAAUUUGUACAAGCUGUCAUUCCAACAAUAGAAUAUGACUACACAAGACACUUCACAAUGUAAUGAAGAAGGCAGAGAAUCCUAAUUAGUGGCUGUGAUUUUUUUUUUAAAGAAUUAACCCAUAGACAUGACCAUUGACCAUAUUCACCAAUAUGUACAAUUUCUCUAAUAAAAGGACUUACGUUUAUGCAUUAAAUAAUAAAAAUGUUUUACUACCAGCCUUAUUUGUUUAAUAAAAAUGAAUGUAAAGAGA